Molecule: messenger RNA, 5966 nt
Organism: Caretta caretta (loggerhead turtle)
Lineage: Eukaryota; Metazoa; Chordata; Testudines; Cheloniidae
Source: RefSeq, a predicted model, not a curated record
CUUUCCCCCACAGUGCCCUGCGCCUUUCCUGGUGCCAUUGGGUCGCCUGCCCCAAGUGGGGCUGUGAAUGACCAAAUAAAAUGAUCUGGCCGGCCAGAUGCAGCCCCCAUGGCCACCAGUUGCCAUCUCUGAAUUAAUGUGCUAUUGGGACGCCACUGGCAUCAUGGUGACUCAGUUUGUAUGUUCGUAAUAAUAAAUAAUACUUGGCAGUUCUAUUGGUGCUUUCUAGCUACGUGCUACAAAGCACUUUAAUAGAGAUGCCUGGUGUUUAUACAGAUAUUAACUAAUCACAACAACCUUAUGAGGUAGGGUGGGAGGAUGAGUAUUAGUUCUAUUUUAUAGAAGGGGAAACAAACACAGACUUAUGCUCCUAGAGGGAAAUAAGAAUGUAAAAAAAUGAUUAGGGGUUUAGGCAAGAAGGGGAAGGAGUUACACACCAGUGGCGUGCUGUCUGUGUGUACAAGGCUUGCCUUGCCUGCAUGCCUGAGCAGCUGUAUGUUGUCUAACUGACAGCACUCAGGAUGACUGUCCAGUCCUCAUGAAGGAUGGCAUUUGUGAGGAUGUGAUGUCACUGCAUUUGUAGAACAGAAUGGCAUCCUCUGCACAGCGGGAUCUUGACCCAGGUGUGACAGUAUAUGUGAGGUCUGUGACGGUGCCCUCCCAUAAGGCUUUAUGGAAAUAUGCUUAUGAGUGUGUAUGUAUGUGUGUGUAUUUGUGUGUGUGUGUAUAUAUAUAUAUAUAUAUAUAUAUGACAUAACUGGAAUAUGUUUUAUGCUACAUGUGCCAUGUAACAUAUCUCUGUAGAGGUUAUGAUCUCCUGAAUCUAUUAAUCCUAUCUGUAUGCAUGUAUCAUUUUUGUAUUUGAAGUUAUGAAUAUUGGCUGUAUAUUUGUCUGAUUCUAAGUAGGUUUUAGUGAAGCAGUUGGUCAGUUUCCUGAGAAAAGACUAUUCUCAGUAAGUGCCCAAUCAAGAAGCCCUUAAGCCAACAAUGAACUUGGAGAUGCCAAUCCACAUCUGAGCUUUCCCAGGAAUGUGGCUUGGCUGGUAAGGAACUCAGUCAUGCAUGGACACGUGACUUGCCCAGGUGACUCCAAAGCUCCAUUUUAUAGCUGGACUUUGCAUAGGAGAGAGGAGGGAGUCUCUAUCCACAAGACAGAGUCUAUCUAAACCCCUGGGAGACCCCUCCAUUGGGUCUUCAGCUGGCUAAAGAGAGAGUUUCUCCACCCCUAAAGAUACCUGAAAGAAACUGAAACAAAGGACAGUAACUACAGGGGGUGUGAGUGAUUGCUGGACCCAGACUAGAAGGAGAUUAGUCUGUAAAAGGAAGCUUACUGGAAUUGGGUAUAUUGGUUUGAAAAGGGAACAUCACAAGCAACCCAAGAGUGAAUUCGGAUAAGAAAAAUCAGCUGUUCAAGCAGCCAUGCCCCACUUCUUGGAUUGGUUUGUGCCAGUGUAUCUGAUGAUCUCCAUUCUCAUCUUGGUGGGCUUCGGAGCUUGCAUAUACUACUUUGAGCCGGGCCUACAGGAGGCCCACAAGUGGCGGACGCAAAGGCCGAUCAUGGAACGAGAUCUUCGGAAAACACUGAUGAUACGGGAUAACCUUGCCUUUGGGGUGCCUGAGGUCUAGUAUUCUGCAUGUGGGGUGUUUCUAGAAAAACACCCAAACAGAGCCUUUUCUGGGUGGGCCCUGGCUAACAAGGUUUGGUCUGGAUGCACGUUUCUCCUCACUCAGGAGAGAAUCUACUGUCUGGUGACUGAAGAAGGGUAGUUUCACUCUUUGCUGACACAGGUCUCUGUUAAUCACCAGAGUUACCUCUUUUUUUCCUUCUUCUUCUCCAUUUCUGAAGCAAGGUUUGUGCUCCUCUGUUAACUCAAGGCUUUCAGGUCUACCCUAGACAAGAUACUCAUUACUCAGCAAAGGAUCUCCUGCACCACUCCAUGGCCUGGAUUUUUAGAUCCACCAAAGGUAAAGGUCUCUGUUAUUCAUUAUCCAUUAGAGGAUACCUGCACCUAUACAUUACCUUUUUAAAAAAAUUCUUAUGGGCACCAGAUGAUAACAAAUAGACUUGAUAUGGGACAUAGAUCCUUUUACUGCUAGGUCACUGGUUUAAAUCUAGCCCAAUUUGCUAGGAUCUGAAAGGUGUUAUCAUCAAAUACCUCUUUGGUGACUUACGUAAAAUGAAUUUGGAGGCUCUCAGUCCAGUUCUUCAUGGACAACUGUGCACAUCACAGAAAUCACCAAUGCCACUGAAUUGCCAUCUGUGCUGGGAGUCUCAUUAGAGAUGCCAUGGAUUGAAUGAGCCAUGGAGAGUGAAUUCCCUACUCACCCCUAGAGGUGAUUUUCCUAGCUCAGGAGUGAGACACACAGGACGGGCAAUGGGAGUAAAGAUUGCUUUAUUGGUGCUCAUGUUGUACCUGUUUGGGGGAUAGAGGACUUCAGUCUCCAGGGCUGUCAAUCUGGUACUUUUAUAGAAUCAUAGAAGAUUAGGGUUGGAAGAGACCUCAGGAGGUCAUCUAGUCCAACCUCCUGCUCAAAGCAGGACCAACUUUCAUGAGCACUAAAUUCUUGCACGCAAUUUUCAGUUAAGGAGGUCUGUGUGGAUCCUGCCAGGAAAUGUCUUGCACCUCUCCUUGACCCAGGGCUCUGGAUUUAUCAUGACUAGACGUUGGAUCUUCUUCACCUGUCCAUGACCCAGGGAUCGAGGGUCCUUUAUUAUGAGUAGACUUGCACUCGUACAGUCGUCUGUCCUACAGCAUUUUUUGAAAUGGAUCCCUUAGUGCAUCAGUUCUGGUGCUGCACCCUCUUGACUGUCAUCCACACUGAAAACUGUGAAAUGCUCCUUGGAGAACCCUUCACUGUGAAUCUCCGGUAAGGGAUGCUGAGCCAGGUGGAGAUGGGGCACUACUAAUGACUGUGCUUUCUAGAUCCCACCUGUGAAGCAUAUAAUGUGUAUACGUACACUGUUUUUGCACUUUCCUCCAUGCUUUCCUAGGGCUGAUUUGCUAACAAAGUACUGUAAGAAAAUGUGACUCCAUGGGAGAGUGGGAAUCCAGCACCUUUUUCUUCAUUGCGAAUAGCGUGCAAAUCGUAGCUGAUAACACUGGCCCAACUCCGAGCCUAGGACAUGAGGUAUUCCCCAGCAGGUACUACUGUGCCACACCUGCUUAGAACUCUAGUAAGACACUGGCUCCUGUUCCAUGGUGCUUUGUAUCUCUGCUGAUCCAUCAUGACCCUGGCUGUUUCUCACUUUCUAUGCUAACAUGUCCCUAAUACCCCAUUGUCCUCAUUUCUAUACGUAAUAUAUUAUAAAACUCCAGUCUUGACCAAUCAUGCCCAGUUAUCUACAUUCCAUACAGUACCACUGUCAGUGCAUUCCAUACCAGUGCAGCACAGCCAUGGCCACCUUUUGAUAUAUCCUGCUGCAUAUUUGCCGUUGUUGCCCUAUCGGCCACCCUUCUGUACAUUCUGUACCAUUGUAACACAGUCCCUGCUGCCCUAUUGUGCACAUGUCUGUACAUUCCAUACCAUACACAAAGUGCUGCUGUUUUGUACAUACUUCAGUACAUUCCAUACCAUCAGACUGCUCUUGGUGCUGGUUCAGUGCCGCGCUCCGUGAUGGCUCCAGUGUGCAGCAAGAGCCAUUAGACGCAGGGGUGCAGACAGGCUCCUCCCCCAUCAUGGCUCUUGGAUCAGCUCACAGCAUAUAUAGUCCCUAGGAUGAGAGUUUUGGAGCCAGUGAUAAUUUUCACUGGAAACUGAUGACAGAGCUUUUUCAUCCAUUACUGAAUGAAGGAUGGAGAACAUAUUAUGUCGAUUUAAGUGGGUGACUUGUCAUUGCGGGUUGCUUGGGGAAUAACGUUUAUGUUAGCAGUGAUGGCUGUAGUACAAAUGGAAACUGUCCUCAGCGCCUGGCAAAUGUCGUUGGCCUUUAUUGGCCAUUUCAUCUGCCCUGGUCAGAUGAGGCAUCAUCACCAACACCAAGGUCCCAACUGGUGGGACCUUCUUGGGUCUGUCAAUGUGAGACAGUUGAGUCCCUACAUUCAGACUGGAACAUGGUGAUCUUGAUGCAGAUAUCAUAACAUGGGCCCUGAUUCAGUAAGGUACUGAAGCAUGUGCCUAAAUGUACGCACACGAGUUAUCCUACAUCAGUGGUUCUCAAACUUUUGUACUGGUGACCCCUUUCACAUAGCAAACCUCUGAGUGCGACCCCCCCCUAAUAAAUUAAUACUUUUUAAAUAUAUUUAACACCAUUAUAAAUAUUGGAGGCAAAGCGGGAUUUGGGGUAGAGGCUGACAGCUCGCGACCCCCACAUGUAAUAACCUCACCACCCCCUGAGGCGUCACGACCUCCAGUUUGAGAACCCCUGUCCUACAUGCUUCAGUACCUUGCUGAAUCAAGGCUGUGAAGGUGCAAAUGUCACAGUGCAACAUCACCGUAUCAUCCGGUAAUGAUUUUGUUCCUCAGUAUGAAUACAGAUAAAUGGCAGCCCUCAAUUACAUUGACAAUAUCUAUUGCCCAAAGGUCACUCAAAAUAAUAAAGCCAUAGUCUCUGAGUUCAACUUAGAGACCUGCUUCUUGGGCCUUGACUGUUGUAACGUGGUGGCUAGGCCACCAAUGCAAAUGGACCCCAGGUUGAGCAAUGGGGUAGCAAUAAAAACCUUUGUACUAGAGGUCAGGAGCUCAGAGAUGUCAGGGACAGAUUAAAAUAUCCCCGUAAGACCGAGGUUCCAUGUUUUGAAAAGACUCAAGAUAAGGAAAUCUCUCUCUCUCUCUCUCUCUGGUGUUCCCAGUUUCUCUCUCUAUGAAAGAAUCCAUAUUACUGUGUGUAUGGCAGUCAUCCCACAGGUGGAGUCUGCCCUCCAGAGAUGGCUGGGAGCCAGUUCAACCACCCACUUACAGUCAUGGGUCUAACUGUUCCUACGGAAAGGGUCAGGAAGGACCGAACCAUAGAGACUGACCUCUCCUCUCCACCACGGGCGAUCCCUCCAGCCCUGGAUGGAUGUACGUUGUCAGGAAGUGAUGGGGAGUUUGUACUGUGCUCCAACUCUGUGUCUGUGUGUAGGUGGGAGGGACUCCGGUCUCCAGGAAUGUUACCAGCAUGAACUCCACAAUCGCUCUUGUAUUUCACCAGCAGAACACUCACCUUCAUAAACUAAGUCAAAAGAAAAAAAAAUAAAAGGGAAAUGAGUGAUUGAGUCUUGUGCCAAUGCUCCGUGGGAUGUGGCAGGCAGAAUGACUGUCUGGAACAGCCCCCACCUUCAGUGUGCGGGGGAAGCCCUAUCUGUGUGUGCCUAUUCUGGCUCGCAAAGGAAUCCCCGUAGACCCCACUCUCUAGGAAACAGUCCUGCUGGAGUAGGGGCUGGACCAAUUGGCCCGUCAUUUCUCUCUCUGUAUCCUCUGGGCCUCUUUCCUGUUCUGUGCCAUUUUCUGUGUGUAGUCUCAAGUGUUUUAAUUCCACCUCUCCCAGGCCCUGGAUUAACUGGAUGAAAUUGACCAGAAAGAAAAUUAAUUGUCUGAAAUUGAAGAGAAAACAUUUCCCAACAGUGGGAUCCAUUAGGUCUUGGAAUAGUCUUCCAAGGGAAUUGGUAGAAGCCCUGUCACUUGGGACUUGUUAAAGCUAGACUGGACAAGGCCUUGGAGACUCUAGGGAACAAUCCUUCAUGGGCAGGGGGAUGGCCUACGUGUGAUCUAGCAAGUAUCUGCAUCUUUAACUUGUAUGAUACCUCUCUCUGUUCAUCUGUCUGAUACACCAGUACUGUGAACACCCCACCUUUAGCCUAAGAGCUAAAAGAAACAGAAGCGCCAAAUCUCUGUUUGAUGUUGUUUUGCAGUGUGUGUUUUGCACUGUCUGGUCCUGAUGAAAUUAGCAUUAACAGUCAGGUGUUUUCCACUGUUACUUUGUACUUUAUUCUCAUUCGAGUCAAAAGUCUAUAUAAUAAGUGUAUGUAAUAAAAUAUGUAUAGAGA